AUGAACUUCACUGAUGAUUCUCUACUUCUGACAAAACAAUCAACUUUUUUGGCGACCACUGAAAUUCCAGGAGAAGAUGAUUCGAGUUUCUAUGAGUUGUCUGGAAUUGAAUUGGCCAUAUGGUGCUUUCUCUAUAUCCUCAUUGCUUUCAUGGCAGUCGUCGGAAAUUUGCUAGUCCUUUACAUUACAUGUUUUCGUUUAAAAGUCCGAUCCAUCACCACGUUGUUCAUUUUAAACCUCGGAUUCGCUGAUCUUUUCGUCGGAAUCUUCGCGAUCCCAUUCAAAUUCCAGGCGGCCCUUUUUCAAGAAUGGUUCCUUCCGAAACCCCUAUGCCGGAUCGUUCCAUACGCGGAAACCGUUGCUCUCACUGUCUCCGUCUUCACUCUCGUCGUCUCUGCAGUUCAUGAGUUCCGAACCGUUUUCUUCUCGAAAUGCUCUCAAAUGAGCCCGAAAUCCGCGAAAAUCUGCAUUUUGCUCAUUUGGGUGCUGUCGGUGGUCGUGUCGCUUCCACACGGAUUGUUCCACAAAACCUACGAGAUGACUGAUGAAAAUGGUGUGAAGAUUGUGCAGUGUCUCCCAAUCUACGCCGACGAGAAUUGGUGGAAAAUGUACAACAUCUAUUUGGUCGUCAUUCAAUAUUUCAUCCCAAUGCUCAUCCUGGACACCGCCUACGCAAUGAUUGCGUUGAAAAUCUGGAGCAUGAGCAAAUCUAGAGUCGAAAUGGAUGAAACGAAACUGAACAAUCAAAAACUCAUGCGUACACUCAUCAUUGUCGUCGCUUGUUUCACAUUCUGCUGGUUCCCACUGGAGACGUAUCUUUUGCUGAAUGAGCUGAGACCGGAGAUCAAUGGAUGGAAGUAUAUCAAUUUGGUGUUCUUCUUCUCGCAUUGGUUGGCAAUGAGCAAUUCAUGUCUCAAUCCGAUUAUCUAUGGACUUUAUAAUACCAAGUAUAACGAGGAGUAUCGUCGAGUGUUCGGUCAAGUCGGAUGUUUCUGCUGUACACGUCGCAAAAGUUUGACGGAUUCCAUGAAACCGGAGCGCCGAUGGAACUCAUCGAACGAUGCCCAAGACCAACACGAAAUCGACCAGAUCGUCGACAUACCUUCCAUGAUUUCAGCUACUAAUAAUGGCGUUCCGCCCGUUUAA
Caenorhabditis briggsae is the source of this 1146-nucleotide messenger RNA. RefSeq names its product Protein CBR-TAG-49 (gene Cbr-tag-49). Gene Ontology annotation, cellular component: membrane. Gene Ontology annotation, molecular function: neuropeptide Y receptor activity. The record is from RefSeq and is a predicted model, not a curated record. The transcript is spliced from 8 exons. Bases 1 to 1146 code for a protein of 381 amino acids. Lineage: Eukaryota; Metazoa; Nematoda; Chromadorea; Rhabditida; Rhabditidae. Gene Ontology annotation, biological process: neuropeptide signaling pathway.